AUGACGCUAACUGAUCUUCAAGCUCUAGUUGCAUUUUGCAAGUAUGAUGCGGCGCCGGUGUACCUGGCGGAGACGGCGCCGCCCAAGUGGCGAGGAGCCUUCACGACGGGGUUCCAGCUCUUCCUCAGCAUCGGCAACCUGGCGGCUAACCUGGUCAACUACGGUACCUCGCGCGUCGCCACGUGGGGGUGGCGGCUCUCGCUCGGCCUGGCGGCGGCGCCCGCCGCCGUCAUCCUCGUCGGGGCGCUGCUCAUCCCGGACACGCCCAGUAGCCUCAUCGUGCGCGGGCGCGUCGAGGAGGCCCGCGCCGCGCUGCGGCGCGUCCGCGGCGCCAAGGCGGACGUGGACGCCGAGCUGGAGGACGUGGCGCGCGCGGUGGAGGCGGCGCGCGCCUACGAGGAUGGCGCGUUCCGUAGGAUCCUCAGGAGGGAGCACCGGCACCACCUGGUGAUGGCCGUGGCGGUGCCGCUGUUCCAGCAGCUCACCGGGGUCAUCGUCAUCGCCUUCUUCUCGCCGGUGUUGUUCCAGACGGCCGGGUUUGGCAGCAAGGCUGCGCUGAUGGGCGCCGUCAUCCUCGGCGCCGUGAACCUGGGCUCCACGCUCGUUUCCACCGUCACGGUCGACCGGUACGGCCGUCGGCCACUGUUCUUGACUGGUGGGCUCCUUAUGAUCAUCUGCCAGGUUGCGGUUGCGUGGAUCAUGGGGGCGCAAAUCGGACGGAAUGGCGAGUCCGCGAUGGCGAGACCGUACUCCAUCGCGGUGCUGGCGCUGACGUGCGUCUUCUCGGCUGCGUUCGGGUGGUCGUGGGGGCCGCUCACCUGGGUUAUCCCCGGCGAGAUAUUCCCGGUGGAGAUUCGGUCGGCGGGGCAGGGCGUCAGCGUGGCCGUCAACCUGGGCGCCACCUUCGUGCUCACGCAGACGUUCCUCUCCAUGCUGUGCGCCUUCAAGUACGCCACGUUCAUCUACUACGCGGCCUGGGUCGCCGUCAUGACCGCGUUCGUGGUGGCCUUCCUGCCGGAGACCAAGGGGGUGCCGCUCGAGGCCAUGGGCGCCGUCUGGGCGCGCCACUGGUACUGGGGCCGCUUCGUGAAGCCGCCGGCCAAGAACGCCGAGGGCCCCUGA
Messenger RNA from Phragmites australis (common reed), 1122 nucleotides. Its product is annotated as sugar transport protein MST1-like. The record is from RefSeq and is a predicted model, not a curated record. NCBI's taxonomy places the organism in Eukaryota, Viridiplantae, Streptophyta, Magnoliopsida, Poales, Poaceae. Gene Ontology annotation, biological process: monosaccharide transmembrane transport. Gene Ontology annotation, molecular function: monosaccharide transmembrane transporter activity. The coding region runs from base 1 to 1122 and encodes 373 amino acids. Gene Ontology annotation, cellular component: membrane. The transcript is spliced from 2 exons.